Penicillium argentinense is the source of this 825-nucleotide messenger RNA. RefSeq lists its product as uncharacterized. Lineage: Eukaryota; Fungi; Ascomycota; Eurotiomycetes; Eurotiales; Aspergillaceae. The transcript is spliced from 3 exons. The coding region runs from base 1 to 825 and encodes 274 amino acids. The record is from RefSeq and is a predicted model, not a curated record.
AUGGAAGAAUUACUGUUGCGACGAAUCAAUGCGGCCGCAGCCCUGCGCGCCAUUCCCCGGUCGCCCGGCGUCGUGCUUUUUUUCCAUUCGGAUGUGAAGCCCCUCGGUCCGGACGAGGAUGCGCGCGCGGCCCUGGACCAACACCAGCGCGGCAUCGGGCUGGGUGAUGUCAUUGCCUAUACUAGACACUUUCUCAAGGGCAGUGUCCGGAGACUGAUGUGUUGUAUCGCCCGUGUAAAUACGGUACAUCUUACAGUGUAUAUCUUCCUAGAUGAUGGACAUCCGAUGCCACCCGUUCUCGAGCCUCAGUUUCACAAUCGCGUUAGUUUCGAGUUCGCGACAAGUCACCAUCCCGACCGUUCGCCUCACCGGUUUUCGCGAGACCCCCGGUUCAUCUCAUUGCCGAGCUCGUCCCAACCCGCCUGCAUCAUCGUGCUCGUGGGUAUCAGCGGUGACGGUGAGCGCCGUCUGUACAUAUUACAGUUCAUCUAUUUUACCGUUGAUUACCGCGGGUUUCCCUUCCCACCUGACCCUCGGGACGUGGAAGGGAGGCCGAUUGGACCUGCCCCCUCUUUUUACCCUUUCGUCCACGACGAGGUUUGCUCAAAAAGUGACGCCGGUGAAGCCUGGGAAGCGAGGCGAUGGUUUUUUCUUGGCCUUCUCAACCCCGGCAUGGGGUUAAGGUUCUCUGGCUCUACAUGGCAGGGUCAGAGGGGAUGGGACGAGAUCGCAAUCGAAGAUCCAGGCGGGGACGAGGCGGCUGGGAGCCGUGGGACGGAGUGGAUCUGUAUUCGAAUACAAGAAAGGGGGGCAAAUCGAGUAUAA